GGGAUUACAGGCUUGAGCCAUGGCAGCCGGUCCUCUGUUCCUGUUUUUCUUCUGUCCCUCUGCCUCCCAGAAUCUCUCAAUUACCCACCAGCACUCCAUCAUCCAGGAAUUUCUCUCAACCCCUUCCUGACAUUGUUUAUAUGAUUUUACUCCCUGCUGGGUAAGAAAGGACAGUCUGGGACAUGUCCUUAAACUUAUUUCUGAACUAGCUCCCUGGGGACCCUACCUCCUAAUGAAGGAAGUUGGGUUGCUUGAGAACGGGUAUGGUUUUAUUAGCCAAGAUGCUAGGAUAUCAACCUCUGCAGGAAUAUUCUGCGACCCCCUGCCCCGCUCUGAGCCUCAGUUUCUUUGUCAGUUACUUGGGAAAGGGUUGUAUUCCCUGCUUCUGGGGGCAAAAUGCACCCUCAGCCUGGAGUUAGCAAUAAUAAUGCAAUCAUUACCUGUAUAGUAAGAAGGGCUAUUUACGGAUGCUUAACUAUAUGACUGGCACCAUUCUAACCACUUCCCAUGGUCUACUGUUUUACACUCAAGAUUAGCGCAGAAGCCUCACAACAACCCAAAGAGGCAAGUGCUAUUAGGAUUCCCAUUUGGUAGACGGUAAUACUGAAGUCCAGAGAGGUUAUGCCACUCAUCUAAUAUUACACAGCGAGGAAAUGACAGAGCUGGGAUCCUCUGUCAUGGAUCCCAGAGGCAUGACAGAGCCAUACAACCAAGGUCUGUAUGGCUACGUGGCUUCCUCUUAAUCCCAAUGAGAGCCCUAGCUUGCUGAGCAAGGUGUAUUUGGGGCUCAUAGGACUAAUUAGGACUAAUUAAGAGCCUCCUUUGGGUGGGGACGCCAACUUGGUACAUGACAUCACGAAGCAGCACAGUGACGUCGGCCAAGGCGGGCGUGGGAAUCCACGCGCCUUCCAGCAUCCGUUAACGGCACCGCCCCCCGACCCGCCUCACUUCCGUGUACAUUUGCAUAUUCAGCGAACGGACGCCGGUACGUCAGCGUCGACGGGGUGACGUCAGGGUGCGCCUCUGCAGUUUCCCCCGAGCGUACGUACAUACGUACUGACGCACGCAUGGCCACGAGAGGGCGGGGGAGGAGUGAAGAGGUUGAGGCGCCCCGCCCAGUCAGCAGGGUUGCGCGUGCCCUGUGAGACCGCCAAGAUGGUGGUGGGCGCGUUCCCUAUGGCGAAGCUGCUAUACUUGGGCAUCCGGCAGGUCAGCAAGCCGCUUGCCAACCGCAUUAAGGAGGCCGCCCGCCGAAGCGAGUUCUUCAAGACCUAUAUCUGCCUCCCGCCGGCUCAACUGUACCACUGGCUGGAGAUGCGGACCAAAAUGCGCAUCAUGGGCUUCAAUGCCGCUGCCGUCAAGCCGCUGAACGAGGGGGCAGCCGCCGAGCUGGGCGCGGAGCUGCUGGGUGAGGGCAUCAUCUUCAUCACCGCCUGCAGCUGCCUGAUGCUGGAGUACUGGCGCCACCAGUUGAAGCAGCGCCGCAAGGAAAAGGAGCGACGCAUUGCCAGGGAGUCGCUGCAGGGCGAGGUGGGCCACUUGGGGCUGGCGCUCGAGGAGCUGCAGACGCAGGUGCAGGCCACGCAGAUGCAGCUCGCCCUGGAGGAGCUGCGCGCUCAGCUGCAAGAGGUGCGAGCCCACCUCUGCCUCCGAGACCCGCCUCCUGCGCCCCCAGUUGUGCCGGCGUCGGAGAAAUAGGAGGUCUCGGGGCCCUGGUCUUGGAGGUGACUACUGCCUGGACUGCGAAGUCUCCGUCUUGGCCUAUUCUCCGCACUGUCCCAUCCUGGACAGGCCCAGCUGACACCACCCAGUCCUUCGAGGGCGCCGCAGAGAUGCUGGGCUGAAGCCGACCAACCUCCCUACUAAACUGCCCCAGUGGUACCUUCCACUGGGACUCCCCGCCUCCUGCAGGUGGAACGUUCCAAGAAGGACCCCGCCCUCUCCCACCCCGCCCCUGCCAGCGCAUUGGUUGAGCACUUUGGAGAGGCAGCGUCUUUUAUCAGACCCCACCUCCAUCCGGCUAGGUAGGCCAGCAGGACGUCCACCACUUUUGGCAAAAGAAAAUUGGAUUCUGCACCUGGAUUUAGCCACCUCUCAUUCUGUCACCCGCACCCUCACUCACCUGAGUGGAGCCUUCCCCUAGGACGCUUAUCUUUUGCACCAAACACCCACUACCUCCACCUCAUUGGUACAGACCAUUGUAAAGAUGCACAAAGUUCGUACGGACUUCCUGACUCGCCCCCUUCCAUCUACCUCAGUCUUAGGGGGAAGGGAGGUGGGGGUGAAUCCUGCACAGUGUUAGCUCCAAUAAGUCACCACCCUGUGGCUCCUGACCUUAAUCCAUCUUAGUACCUGCCAUUGGCAUCCUCCCCUCCCUGAGUGGAUCGAUCCAACAGAACCCCCCUCUUCUUCCACCUAUGGCGCACCCUACUGGCAUGGCUAUGCUGGGUCUUCCAGGGCGACACCUCCCAGCCUGGCAUUCUGUAGUCUGUUCCAGCAGGACGUGGCCUUUUGGGAGGAAAAACCCAUCUUGACCAGGGAUAGUCCAUUCUAGCUCACCAGUCCCCAGUCCUGGACCUACUGCUACUGUCCUUUUAUCUGGUCAUCCCUCGCUGUCCUCUUCAGUUGCCUUUGCUAGGGACCGGCCUGUCCCUCUACUACCUAAGUCAUCGUCAGUUCGCCCAACUUCCCUCCAAAUCUGCCCCUCAGAGUACUCAGGGAUCGCCCUUUCUUCCUGCCUUUGGACUGGCCCAGGUCUCCCUCCGCCCUCCUUCAUGCAAAGGCCUCCUCCGGGGGACUACCCGUCCCUCAGCCCUGAGGUCCCCCUGUCCAAGCGGGAUAUUCCACCAGGCCAUAGGACCUACCCACCCGACAACUGAAGGGGGCGUGGGUGAGCUGUGACUCUGAAUGCUACUUUUUACAUACACUGUCAGCGUGUUAUAAUUAAAGGAGCUCUGGGGUAAAGAUCUUAA
This is a messenger RNA of Cercocebus atys (sooty mangabey), 2972 nucleotides long. RefSeq names its product optic atrophy 3 (autosomal recessive, with chorea and spastic paraplegia) (gene OPA3). Gene Ontology annotation, cellular component: mitochondrion. NCBI's taxonomy places the organism in Eukaryota, Metazoa, Chordata, Mammalia, Primates, Cercopithecidae. The record is from RefSeq and is a predicted model, not a curated record. Gene Ontology annotation, biological process: regulation of lipid metabolic process. The coding region runs from base 1156 to 1698 and encodes 180 amino acids. The transcript is spliced from 2 exons.